AUUUCCGCAACAUUUAUUGUUUUUCGCGCAAGCUAGUCCGGCAAAUUGUUUAAAUGUCGCUCAAAUUGGUUUAAGUAAUUCUAAAAUAGAAUGGGUUAUGAUGAACGCAGCGAUGGCAGUAGCUCUAGCGAUGCACAAGAUUGUUUUCAGCGUAACAUGUCAACGAAAAUGGGUACACAACAGGUCACGAUGCCUAAGCAUAUUCCCUUCCCGGAGCAUGCAACCACAUCAGAAUGGCUGAGUGAGCUUAUAAUGUGCGCCUUUACCAUGGGUGCAGCUAUUGUACAAUUCAUAAACAUUUACCGCACCAACUGGUGGUUGCCGCAAUUCCAAGCACGCCACAUGGUGAACAUUGAACUAAUCGAUCCGUAUUUACGUUACCUUAUUCUCAUAUUGAAUACGAGACGAUUUCUGUAUUGUAUGCUUUUGGCCAAAUGGAAGAACAAUGAGUGUCGCAUAGUCCGCAUGAGCAUUAAAUAUGGCUUCGGUGGAGUCGUUCAGCUAGGUCUGUGCUAUUGCGCUUUCAGGCUCUAUCAGACACACACUUACAUGUUGCUCUUCUAUCUAAGUUAUCCUGUUAUGGUAUAUCUCCUCAUCUUUGGCUUUCAAUUGGAACCGUUUCUACGCACUCGCUUCGAGGUACCUGGCGUUUAUAUUAACGAUCUGCCCGUGCAUAGCUGCACAACGAAUGCCGCUCAAAUACGCGACGAAAUUGAAACGCUUCGUCACGAUUUCAACAGACGCUUCAAGCAGUUGAUCUUCACAUGCAUGCUGAAUGCCUAUCUAGUGCUCAUACCCUGCCUUUUGUCAUUGAGUGUACAGUACAAUGUCAUGCGUGCGGCACAGCACUGCAUCAUCGUUUGUCUGGGCGCCUUCAGCUUGUCAGCUGUCUUUCAAUAUCCGGCCAAGUACAGCGAUACGCUGCAUCGAGCCACUUUGCACUUGGGGAGCUGGCAGCGCAUGGACCGCGAUCCACAGGCAGCGCCUUCGCAACUAAUUGUGGCAGCGAACGCACAGAACUGGUCAAAGUAUACUGUCUACGGUCAUGGUACAGUAGUAAAGCACAAUGGGGCGCUCUAUCGGAGUCACGGCCUGGUCACUGUUGCCACGCCCGGCAAUGCCAGUCAUCUCCGAUUCUAUAAACUGUUCCACAACCCCACUGUCAUUUACUCCACAUUAGCAUCUCUGCAGGCGGCAGUGCUCCUAGUGGAGAUUGCAUCAUUGAGCGCUGCCAGUAUUGAAUGGCAUUUUGUACUGUCCAUUAGCUUUGUAGCAUUUACUAGCAUGGUCGCCUUCUAUAAGCUGGUACGAGAUUAUUUGAUUACUAAACAUUUGUAUAAAGCAGAAUGUUCCACCAUUUACAAUUAAGUUAGCUAAGAGCAGAAUCAUAGCUUUACCA
Drosophila arizonae is the source of this 1399-nucleotide messenger RNA. RefSeq names its product transmembrane protein 39A-B. The record is from RefSeq and is a predicted model, not a curated record. Lineage: Eukaryota; Metazoa; Arthropoda; Insecta; Diptera; Drosophilidae. Gene Ontology annotation, cellular component: membrane.